AUGGAUCAAGCUAAAAGACCAAAAAGGCCUAUGACGGAAGAAGAAAGGGCUGCAUUAGCGAAGAAACUAGAUGAUGAUUUGGAACACUUCAUAGAGGAAAUGGCUGCUAAAAAGGCAUCAGAAAAGGUGGAGAAAAAACCUUUCGACUUUGAUGAAUGGUGUAAGGAUAUAGACCAACAUCCAGCAUUUAUGACAGAUUUGGAGACUGGAUUGAAAGGAAACUAUGCUGACACAAUCGAAGCGCUUCAGGCGUUGAAAUAUGAUGAGGAUGACGCAGAAGAUAAGCAGUUGAACGCAGAGCGUCAUAGAAAGGACGGAAAUAAACAUUUUGAGUUAAAAAAAUAUCGCUGGGCUACUGACUGCUAUACUGAAGGUAUCGCUCUAAAUUCAAUAGCUUCCUAUUUGUUGCUAGAUCUUUUUCAUCUUUCAUACUUUGCUGCGAUACCAGCUCCUUCAGGACUAAAACAAAAAUGCUUGGAUCGCAAAUUGAACUCGGUUUUGCACGGCAACCGAGCAGCAGCACAGAAGCGUAUUGGAAACCUGAGGUCUGCUAUAAAGGAUUGUGCUAUGGCUCGCAAAUUUGAUCCUACGAAUUUGAAGGCCGCAUUACGAGGUGCUGAAUGUCUGCUGGAACUUGGUUACGCAAAUCAAUGUAUCGAAUGGAUUGAGUCAUCUAAAAAGACUUUUGCUUUUGCUAAGGAAACCGAAGAAGAAGGUAGGCACUGGUUUGCUUUUCAUUAACU
Strongylus vulgaris is the source of this 743-nucleotide messenger RNA. NCBI's taxonomy places the organism in Eukaryota, Metazoa, Nematoda, Chromadorea, Rhabditida, Strongylidae. The record is from the annotation of a GenBank genome assembly.